AUGGGUGCGAGGCCUCGAGGCGGCGGCCCGCCGCCGUCGCGCCGCAAGGCACGCAAGCCACGGCGCAAGAUUGUCGUGCGUGAUUUGCCGCCGCACCUCCCUGCAGGCGUCUUUUGGUCGACCGUGAGUCCGUGGGUGCGCAUCGCGGCAGGCACCCCCAGCGCCGACGGCGCACAGCCCGUGCGCGCCGCCGCGGACCAGCCAGCGACCGUGGCGUAUGCGGAACCCACCGAGCACGAUACGCCCUCGACCGCCUUCCUCCAGUUCCGCCAGACCGACCAGAUGCUCGCGUUUGCCAAGGCGUUCCAGGGGCACCGGUUCCAGGAUGCGCAGGGCCACGAGUAUGUCGCCCUCGUCGACUAUGCGCUCGUGCAGCAGGUGCCGACCGCACGGCCCCCCCGCGCCGACCCGCUCGCCGGCACCAUCGAGCAGACGCCCGAGUUCCAGGCCUUUGUCGCGUCGCUCGAGGCGCCUCCCGCGCAGAGCACGCCGGCUGCCGAGCCCGAACCGCAGAGCACACAUCUGGUCGACUACCUGCGCGCGCAGGACGAGCAGGCGCGCGCGCGCAAGGCGAAAAAGGCG
Messenger RNA from Malassezia sympodialis ATCC 42132, 582 nucleotides. The record is from the annotation of a RefSeq genome assembly. NCBI's taxonomy places the organism in Eukaryota, Fungi, Basidiomycota, Malasseziomycetes, Malasseziales, Malasseziaceae.